CCCGCCUCGGGAAGGCGCGCCCGGAGCUGCAGCGGGACCUCCUGGAGGGGACCCUUUGCAGCACCAUGUCGUACGGUACUAUUGGCCAACAUAUCAAGCGAGAAGAGUGUUUCUGGCCCCCCUUGGAGCUUUCCUUGGCACAUAGAUCAGUGCUGACAAACCGAAACCCAGGUAGCCGUGCAGGAGAAGAAGAUCCUGCUGCCACGGAGACCAGGAGCAAAGGAAGCUUCCGGGGAAGGAUGGAGCAGAAGGUCUUCCUUGAAGAUGCGGCGAGUUCAGACAUACCGAGCCAGCGUUUCAAGCAGCUCCGCUACCAGGCUGCUGAGGGGCCCCGAGAGGCUUGCAACCAACUCCACCGACUUUCCCGGGAGUGGCUGAGGCCAGAGCAAUGCACCAAAACCCAAAUCCUGGACCUGGUGGUCCUGGAGCAGUUCCUGGCCAUCCUGCCAGCGGAGAUGGCAAACUGGGUGAGGGAGUGUGGAGCAGAGAGCAGUUCCCAGGCGGUGGCCCUGGCGGAGGGCUUCCUCCUGAGCCAGGCAGUGGAGAACAAAUUGGAGGAGGAGCAGGUGAAGAAUCUGUUUGUAGAAGCAGGGCCUGAUUUCCCUGCAGCAGAGAGAGCUGUCUCAGGCACCGAGCCACAUUCACCAGAAACUGAGAUCAAGCGGGAGCGAGACGGGUGCCUCUCCCUUCAGGGAGCAGGCAUGUUGGCAGAAAUGGAUACUCAUCCAUCUCUUUUUCUUCAGGAAGGCGUGAAACUGGAUCAGACUCUGGUGACCUUUGAGGAGGUCACCGUGUGCUUCACAGAGGAGGAGUGGGCCCUGCUGGAUGCUGGCCAGAGAGCCCUGCACAGCCAGAUCAUGGAGGAGAAUCGCAGGACUGUGGCCUCUCUCGGUAAGGCUUCCUGUUUUUCUGCUAAAGGAUAAUACUUGGUUGCAACUGCCAGCAUGAUAAGGAAGACAAGAUUACCAUUUCCGGCCCAUGUCCUAGAUUUUUUACUUUAUAUUUUAGGGCCUAGCCCUCCAAAUACAGUGUUUAAAAACAAACAAGCGAAUCAAGUUCUAUUAUUAAAUCCUGGAAUUUACCAGGCCUGCAUAUGGCUGUGAAGCACCGGACUCUCAUUCAUAGCACUGCCAUAAGCCGGAGGUCGCGUGAUGGCAUGCAAGAAAGCAAAACGCUUAUCGCCCUGCCUUCCUCUCAACAAAGGUGCACAUGGGAGCUCACCCUCAGGAGCAUCAGGAAAAUCAGAACAGCGAUCUGCAUCCGGUCCCCAAGUCAGCAGGAAACCCUGGGAACCGCCACAAAUAGGAAUGCACGGUUAACCCAUCACAGAAUUCAAAAGUGCAGCUCCUUGCAGAACUCAGGCUCAGCUGUGUCCCUGCGAGUCUCACGCAGCUGCAGCCUCUCCUCACAAAUACGUAGAUCCCCAAAUCACACCCUGCUUUGCUCUAAGGUGGAUUGAUGGGAAAGAGUUUUGUUUUCUGUCUGAAAGCAACAGGACUUGGGGAAUGGCCAUGCGCCAAGAAGUAGUC
This is a messenger RNA of Varanus komodoensis (Komodo dragon), 1529 nucleotides long. RefSeq names its product zinc finger protein 202-like. The record is from RefSeq and is a predicted model, not a curated record. NCBI's taxonomy places the organism in Eukaryota, Metazoa, Chordata, Lepidosauria, Squamata, Varanidae. The coding region runs from base 66 to 923 and encodes 285 amino acids. The transcript is spliced from 5 exons. Gene Ontology annotation, biological process: regulation of DNA-templated transcription.